Molecule: messenger RNA, 984 nt
Organism: Ochotona curzoniae (black-lipped pika)
Lineage: Eukaryota; Metazoa; Chordata; Mammalia; Lagomorpha; Ochotonidae
Gene: VSIG2
Product: V-set and immunoglobulin domain containing 2
Exons: 7
Coding region: 1-984 (327 amino acids)
Source: RefSeq, a predicted model, not a curated record
AUGGCCUGUCUCCCAGGGCCUUUCCUCUGUGGGGCCCUGAUCGGCUUCGCAUGGCUGAGUGGGCUGGCGGUGGAGGUGAAGGUGCCCACGGAGCCUCUCAGCACGCCGGUGGGCCACACUGCCGAGCUCACCUGCAGCUACAGCACGUCAGUGGGAGACAACUUCGCCCUGGAGUGGAGUUUCGUGCAGCCAGGGAAGCCCAUCUCUUCCUCCCGGCCGAUCCUCUACUACACUAGCGGCCAGCUGUAUCCCACUGGCUCAAAGGCCGAGCGAGCCAGCCUGCUCCAGAACCCCCCCACGGGAGGGGUGGCCACCCUGAAGCUGGCCGAUGUCCGCUCCUCGGACACGGGAACCUACCUCUGCCAAGUGAACAACCCACCGGACUUUUACACCAACGGUUUGGGGCUCAUCAACCUUACUGUGUUGGUGCCCCCCAGUAGGCCUGUAUGCAGCCAGAGUGGGCAAAUCGUUGUGGGAGGCUCUGCUGCACUAGGGUGCAGCUCUGCAGAGGGCGCUCCCAAGCCCGUGUACAACUGGGUGCACCUGGGAUCUUCUCCGACGCCUGCUCCUGGCAGCAUGGUUCAAGAUGAGGUGUCUGGCCAGCUCAUCCUCACCAAUCUCUCCAUGACCUCCUCGGGCACCUAUCGCUGUGUAGCCACCAACCAGAUGGGCAGUGCAUCCUGCGAGCUGACCCUUGAUGUGACCAACCCCUCCAAAGGUCGAGUGGCCGGGACUCUGGUUGGGGUGCUCCUGGGGAUUCUGCUGCUGUCAGUGGCUGUAUUCUGCCUGCUCAGGUUCCACAAAGACAGGAAGAGGAAGCCCAAGGAGACCUAUGGGGGCAAUGACCUCCGGGAGGAUGCCGUGGCCCCUGGGAUUUCGGAGCAAACCUCUCUGAGGGCGGAUGCGAGUCCAGGGCUGCUGGAGAGGUCGCCAUCGGCCAGCACUGUGACAACCACCAAGUCCAGGCUCCCUAUGUCGGUCUGA